CUGAAAGGAACUUCAAAAUAUUUGUCCCAAGGUGAAGCUAUAAAUUUAAGAAAGAUCUACGUUAGGAGAAUUCGAACGUUUGGUGGGCAAGUGGUAGCGGUCGACAAUCAUCAAGCGAUCAAAGAUGUUGCUGAAGAUGAUGAUCAUGCUUAUCGUGCAAGUAGCCUUUGUUGCUGUAAACGGUAUGAUGAUGCACAUGGGCAGCACUAAUGGAAGCACGUCUGGAGGCAUGAUGGGCAUGAUGGGCAUGAUGGGGCAUAUGGGAGGCAUGGGUGGAAGUACGACCAACAAUACAUCAAGUGGCACCAUGAUGGGCAUGAUGGGGCAUAUGGGAGGCAUGAGCGGAAGUACGACCAAUGAUACAUCAAGUGGCACCAUGAGUGGAGGCUCAAUGGAUACCAUGAUGGGCAUGAUGGGCAUGAUGGGGCAUAUGAGUGGAGGCAGCAUGGGUGGCAGCAUGACCACGGAAACAAGCAUGAGCACAAGCAUGAAUGAAAGCAUGACGACCGAUUCCACCUCUACCAUGAAUGACAUCGUCGUUGGGUGAAUCUUUCACUCGCAAAUUGUAGUAGAAAAACAAUUACGACCUGAAAUCGCAUAUUACACCAAAUUCUUGGCCAGCAUAGUAAUGUGAUUUUUGUAUUGUAAUAAAAUGUGGAACUGUAUAGAAAAACAACAGUUAUAAUUUUACACAUGCGAUGCACUUUUACUAAUUAUAACAU
Molecule: messenger RNA, 722 nt
Organism: Physella acuta
Lineage: Eukaryota; Metazoa; Mollusca; Gastropoda; Physidae
Source: RefSeq, a predicted model, not a curated record